GUGUGUGUGCAUGCGUACAACCUUUCCUGUGACCAUAAAACUUGCAUUAGCUCACUGCACUUACAGCUAGACAUAAGCUCAGCAGGCUAACCCAGUCUUUGGAUAAUGUAUGUGUUCCAGACAGUAUGCCAGCGGAGCCGGGCCUGUCCCCGGCUGACGUAGUGAAUGCUAACUGUGCUAUCUGUGGAGACAAGGCUACAGGGAAACACUACGGAGCCUCCAGCUGUGACGGAUGUAAAGGCUUCUUCAGACGCUCCAUACGCAAGAACCACGUCUACUCCUGCAGGUAGGUGUGUGUGCCCGUGUGUUCAGCUUUCAGCUGCAGCCACCAGAGACUGUGUCUAUUAUAACAACAAACAUAACAUGAGAUAUUAACGUUACUGUAAUCAUUACACUGCUGCAGGUACAGAAGUCACUAGUUGGUAAUGCUGGAACGAACAGAACUACAAGGCAGGCCCGUAGAGUUCAGAUAUUGACAGUGAUCCUGUGUGUUGUAUCUGUCUGUGCGUCUCCAGGUUUAACCGUCAGUGUGUGGUGGACAAGGACAAGAGGAACCAGUGUCGGUUCUGCAGACUCCACAAGUGUUUCAGAGCUGGCAUGAAGAAAGAAGGUCGGCCACAUCAAACCAGUACUACUGAAUACCAAUACAAUACCAUUAAUGUACAGGCUUUUGUUCCAGCCCAGCACUAACUCUGUACUCUCAAAUGAAACGUAUUACAUGAUGAAAAGAGAAGUAGUAAGUGUGAGGAGGGAAUCAGGACUGGGAGGUUGAAACUAUGGAUACUGGGUAGCUGGGAGGCUGAAACUAUGGAUACUGGGUAGCUGGGAGGCUGAAACUCUGGAUAAUGGGCAGCUGGGAGGCUGAAAUUCUUGAUACUGGGUAGCUGGGAGGCUGAAACUAUGAAUACUGGGUGGCUGGGAGGCUGAAACUAUGGAUAAUGGGCAGCUGGGAGGCUGAAAUUCUGGAUACUGGGUAGCUGGGAGGCUGAAACUAUGAAUACUGGGUGGCUGGGAGGCUGAAAUUAUGGAUACUGGGAGGCUGGGAGACUGAAACUGUGGAUACUAGCUGGUUGGGAGGCUGAAACUAUGGAUUCUGGGAAGUUGAAACUAUGGAUACUAGGUGGUUGGGAGGCUGAAACUAUGGAUACUAGGUGGCUGGGAGGCCGACACUAUGGAUACUGGGUGGCUGGGAGGCUGAAACUAUGGAUACUGGGUGGCUGGGAGGUUGAAACUAUGGAUACUAGGUGGCUGGGAGGCUGAAACUAUAGAUACAGGGUGGUUGGGAGGCUGAAACUAUGGAUACUAUUUGGCUGGGAGGUUGAAACUAUGGAUACUGGGUGGCUGGGAGGUUGAAACUUUGGAUGCCGGGUGGCUGGGAUGUUGAAACUAUGGGUGCUUGGUGGUUGGGAUGCUGAAACUAUGGAUGCUGGGUGGCUGGGAGGCUGAAACUAUGGAUGAUGGGUGGCUGUGAGGUUGAAACUAUGGAUACUGGGUGACUGGGAGGUUGAAACUAUGGAUACUGGGUGGCUGGGAUUUUGAAAUUAUGGAUGCUGGGUGGCUGGGAGGCUGAAACAAUGGAUACUGGCUGGUUGGGAGGCUGAAACUAUGGAUUCUGGGAAGUUGAAACUAUGGAUAUUAGGUGGUUGGGAGGCUGAAACUAUGGAUGAUGGGUGGCUGUAAGGUUGAAACUAUGGAUACUGGGUGGCUGGGAUUUUGAAAUGAUGUAUGCUGGGUGGCUGGGAGUGUGAAACUAUGGAUACUGGGUGGCUGGGAUUUUGAAAUGAUGUAUGCUGGGUGGCUGGGAGGGUGAAACUAUGGAUACUGGCUGGUUGGGAGGCUGAAACUAUGGAUUUUGGAAAGUUGAAACUAUGGAUACUAGGUGGUUGGGAGGCUGAAACUAUGGAUGAUGGGUGGCUGUGAGGUUGAAACUAUGGAUACUGGGUGGCUGGGAGGUUGAAACUAUGGAUACUGGGUGGCUGGGAUUUUGAAAUUCUGGAUACUGGGUGGCUGGGAGGCUGAAACUAUGAAUACUGGGUGGCUGGGAGGCUGAAACUAUGGAUACUGGGAGGCUGGGAGACUGAAACUGUGGAUACUAGCUGGUUGGGAGGCUGAAACUAUGGAUUCUGGGAAGUUGAAACUAUGGAUACUAGGUGGUUGGGAGGCUGAAACUAUGGAUACUAGGUGGCUGGGAGGCUGACACUAUGGAUACUGGGUGGCUGGGAGGCUGAAACUAUGGAUACUGGGUGGCUGGGAGGUUGAAACUAUGGAUACUAGGUGGCUGGGAGGCUGAAACUAUAGAUACAGGGUGGUUGGGAGGCUGAAACUAUGGAUACUAUUUGGCUGGGAGGUUGACACUAUGGAUACUGGGUGGCUGGGAGGUUGAAACUUUGGAUGCCGGGUGGCUGGGAUGUUGAAACUAUGGGUGCUUGGUGGUUGGGAUGCUGAAACUAUGGAUGCUGGGUGGCUGGGAGGCUGAAACUAUGGAUUCUGGGAAGUUGAAACUAUGGAUAUUAGGUGGUUGGGAGGCUGAAACUAUUGAUGAUUGGUGGCUGUAAGGUUGAAACUAUGGAUACUGGGUGGCUGGGAUUUUGAAAUGAUGUAUGCUGGGUGGCUGGGAGGGUGAAACUAUGGAUACUGGGUGGCUGGGAUUUUGAAAUGAUGUAUGCUGGGUGGCUGGGAGGGUGAAACUAUGGAUACUGGCUGGUUGGGAGGCUGAAACUAUGGAUUUUGGAAAGUUGAAACUAUGGAUACUAGGUGGUUGGGAGGCUGAAACUAUGGAUGAUGGGUGGCUGUGAGGUUGAAACUAUGGAUACUGGGUGGCUGGGAGGUUGAAACUAUGGAUACUGGGUGGCUGGGAUUUUGAAAUUCUGGAUACUGGGUGGCUGGGAGGCUGAAACUAUGAAUACUGGGUGGCUGGGAGGCUGAAACUAUGGAUACUGGGAGGCUGGGAGACUGAAACUGUGGAUACUAGCUGGUUGGGAGGCUGAACUAUGGAUUCUGGGAAGUUGAAACUAUGGAUACUAGGUGGUUGGGAGGCUGAAACUAUGGAUACUAGGUGGCUGGGAGGCUGACACUAUGGAUACUGGGUGGCUGGGAGGCUGAAACUAUGGAUACUGGGUGGCUGGGAGGUUGAAACUAUGGAUACUAGGUGGCUGGGAGGCUGAAACUAUAGAUACAGGGUGGUUGGGAGGCUGAAACUAUGGAUACUAUUUGGCUGGGAGGUUGACACUAUGGAUACUGGGUGGCUGGGAGGUUGAAACUUUGGAUGCCGGGUGGCUGGGAUGUUGAAACUAUGGGUGCUUGGUGGUUGGGAUGCUGAAACUAUGGAUGCUGGGUGGCUGGGAGGCUGAAACUAUGGAUGAUGGGUGACUGUGAGGUUGAAACUAUGGAUACUGGGUGGCUGGGAGGUUUAAACUAUGGAUACUAGGUGGCUGGGAUUUUGAAAUUAUGGAUGCUGGGUGGCUGGGAGGCUGAAACAAUCGAUACUGGCUGGUUGCGAGGCUGAAACUAUGGAUUCUGGGAAGUUGAAACUAUGGAUAUUAGGUGGUUGGGAGGCUGAAACUAUGGAUGAUGGGUGGCUGUGAGGUUGAAACUAUGGAUACUGGGUGGCUGGGAGGUUGAAACUAUGGAUACUGGGUGGCUGGGAUUUUGAAAUGAUGUAUGCUGGGUGGCUGGGAGGGUGAAACUAUGGAUACUGGCUGGUUGGGAGGCUGAAACUAUGGAUUUUGGAAAGUUGAAACAAUGGAUACUAGGUGGUUGGGAGGCUGAAACUAUGGAUACUAGGUGGCUGGGAUGCUGAAUCUAUGGAUACUGGGUGGCUGGGAGGCUGAAACUAUAGAUACAGGGUGGUUGGGAGGCUGAAACUAUGGAAACUAGGUGGCUGGGAGGUUGAAACUAUGGAUACUGAGUGGCUGGGAGGUUGAAACUAUGGAUGCCGGGUGGCUGGGAUGUUGAAACUAUGGGUGCUUGGUGGUUGGGAUGCUGAAACUAUGGAUGCUGGGUGGCUGGGAGGCUGUUAACUAUGGAUGCUGGGUGGCUGGGAUGCUGAAAUUGUGGGUGCUUGGUGGUUGUGAUGCUGAAACUAUGGAUGCUGGGUGGCUGGGAAGCUGAAACUAUGGAUACUGGGUGGCUGUGAGGUUGAAAGUAUGGAUACUGGUUGGCUGGGAGGUUGAAACUAUGGAUACAGGGUGGUUGGGAGGUUGAAACUAUACCGGGUGUUUGGGAGGCUGAAACUAUGGAUACUGGGUGACUGGGAGGUUGAAUAUAUUGAUACUGGGUGGCUGGGAGGCUGAAACUAACUCUGGGAGGCUGGGAGGCUGAAUCUAUGGAUGCUGGCCGGCUGUGAGGUUGAAACUAUGGAUACCGGGUGCUUGGGAGGCUGAAACGAUGGAUACUGGGUGGCUGGGAGGUUCAAACUAUACCGGGUGGCUUGGGAGGCUGAAACUAUACCAGGUGUUUGGGAGGCUGAAACUAUGGAUACUGGGUGACUGGGAGGCUGAAUCUAUGGAUGCUGGGUGGCUGGGAGGUUGAAACUAUGGAUACCGGGUGCUUGGGAGGCUGAAACGAUGGAUACUGGUUGGUUGGGAGGUUGAAACUAUCGGUGCUUGGUGGUUGGGAUGCUGAAACUAUGGAUACUGGUUGACUUGGAGGUUGGAUCUAUUGAUACUGGGUGGCUGGGAGGUUGAAACUAUACUGGGUGUUUGGGAAGCUUAAACUAUACCAGGUGUUUGGGAGGCUGAAACUAUGGAUACUGGGUGGCUGGGAGGCUGAAUCUAUGGAUGCUGGGUGGCUGGGAGGUUGAAACUAUGGAUACCGGGUGCUUGGGAGGCUGAAACUAUGGAUACUGGUUGGUUGGGAGGUUGAAACUAUGGGUGCUUGGUGGUUGGGAUGCUGAAACUAUGGAUACUGGUUGACUGGGAGGUUGAAACUGGAUACUUGGUGGCUGGGAGGUUGAAACUGUGGAUGCUGGGUGGCUUGGAGGCUGAAACUAUGGAUGCUGUGUGGCUGGGAUGUUGAAACUAUGGAUUCUGGGUGGCAGGGAGGUUGAAAGUAUGGAUACUUGUUGGCUGGGAGGUUGAAACUAUGGAUACAGUGUGGUUGGGAGGUUGAAACUAUGCCGGGUGUUUGGGAGGCUGAAACUAUGGAUACUGGGUGACUGGGAGGUUGAAUCUAUUAAUACUGGGUGGCUGGAAGGUUGAAACUAUGGAUGCUGGGUGGCUGGGAGGCUGAAACUGGAUACUUGGUGGCUGGGAGGUUGAAACUAUGGAUUCUGGGUGGCUGGGAGGCUGAAACUAAGGAUACUUGGUGGCUGGCAGGUUGAAACUAUGGAUUCUGGGUGGCUGGGAGGCUGAAACUAUGGAUACUGGGUGGUUGGGAGGUUGAAACUAUGGAUGCUGGGUGGCUGGGAGGCUGAAACUAUGGAUACUGGGUGGUUGGGAUGUUGAAACUAUGGAUACUGGGUGGCUGGGAGGUUGAAACUAUGGAUGCUGGGUGGCUGGGAGGCUGAAACUAUGGAUAAUGGGUGGUUGGGAGGUUGAAACUAUGGAUACUGGGUGGCUGGGAGGUUGAAACUAUGGAUACUGGGUGGCUGGGAGGCUGAAACUAUGGAUUCUGGGUGGCUGGGAGGUUGAAACUAUGGAUACUGGGUGGCUGGGAGGUUGAAACUAUGGAUACUGGGUGGCUGGGAGGCUGAAACUGGAUACUUGGGGGCUGGGAGGUUGAAACUAUGGAUACUUUGUGGCUGGGAGGCUGAAACUUGCUCUGGGAGUCUGGGAGGCUGAAACUAACUCUGCCAUAAACCAGACAUGAAUGCUGUGAAUGCUGUGUUUAUGAGGGGUAUCAGAGAAGGAUUGUGUGUGUUUGUGUCUUUGUGUGUGUGUUUGUGUCUUUUUGUGUUUGUUUGUGUGUUUGUGUGUGUGUGUUUGUGGGCCCUAUAACCUUGGCAGAGAGCUUUACGACAUGCAAAUCAUGUGCCUUUCAGACAAGUUGGUCAGGGCUGCUAUUGGUUAAUGUUUGACUUCACCUCUCUACACUGCUAUUUUUCUAGGAUGGUUUGGUCAGCAUUUCAAAAUGAUUUAUUAUGAUAUUGCAGCAAUUUCAGGGGGUAGCCAAAUGGCACUGGAAUCAAACCAGAUCCAUGUGUUUGUAAGUCUUACACCUUAGCCUUGAGAAAUGUUAACAUAGUAAUAUCAUAGUGAUAUAUCUCAUCUGAUGUGUGUAUGUGUGUAUUUCAGCGGUUCAGAAUGAGAGAGAUCGUAUCAGCUCUAGAAGAAGCGUUCAGGACAAUCAGGAUCUCCUACCUAUCACUAUUCUGGCCCAAGCAGAGUCACUGUCUCAGCAGGUAACACACACACACACACACACACACACACACACACACACACACACACACACACACACACACACACACACACACACACACACACACACACACACACACACACACACACACAAUUGCUCUAAGUAAUCAUUAUCAGGUCACUGUAGAAGGUGGUUCAUAUCUUCAUGAUUGUUUCCAUUCGUCUGCAUGACAUCUCACUCCCCUCUCUCUCUAGAUCAGUGUAUCUAGUCCCAGUGGUGCAGUAGAUGUAUCAGAACAGAAGUCGGCUGGUGUGGGUGAUGUCUGUGACUCCAUGAGACAACAGCUGCUUGUGUUGGUGGAAUGGGCCAAGUACAUUCCUGCCUUCGGAGAGCUGCCCCUGGACGACCAGGUACACACCCUGACUAGGCUAGGCCAACCAACUACACGACUACCAAGAAGUGACUGGAACUGGAACUGAAACUAAACAGUGGUUACCAAAGACUCAACUAAAGGCUUUUGAAUGUGCCUGUGACCUUCCAGAAACACAAAGUAAUAUUUCUUCAGUCCGUAGCUAAUGGUUUAGAGUCACAUGAUGCUGAGAUGUUUGGUCACUGAUGUCCUUGUUUCUCACGCUGUGUGUGUGUUUUGUGUGUGUGUGUGUGUGUGUGUGUGUGUGUGUGUGUUUUGUGUGUGUGUGUGUGUUUGUCCAGGUGAGUCUGCUCAGGGCUCAUGCAGGGGAACACCUUCUACUUGGGGUCGCCAAGAGGUCAAUGCCUUAUAAGGACUUCCUGCUCCUUGGUAAGAACUGACCAAUCACCUCUCCUUCAUGCCUCAGUAACACCCAGUCAAAACUUGCCAUACUGCUUUGCCAAGCUUGUUUUAAGGCUAACAGGUCGUUGCCCUGCAAGACUGUUAUUCACCCUGAUAAUCAUUGACUCAAGGCUUUGUCUAUGGAGGCCUCUGACUUAAACACUUCUUAUCAGAGAGAAAUACAUGGAAGACACUUUACUUGGAUUGCCCCUACAGAUGAUUUGUAAAACUAUCCAAAUAAUGAGUUAGUAAGUGGUGAUACCAUCACUCAGACGCAGGUACUAACACACACACACCAUCACACACACACACAGUAAUACAAUGCUAUUUAUCUGGAAACAAAUGAAUAACAGACAUUCAGAAUGCACUCAGCAUGUACUGCACUGACACAACUGACUGAUGAUUGGUUGAAAGAAAUGGAUAAUAAUAAGAUAGUGGGAGCGGUUAGAUUUCACUGCAGCCUUUGAUAUUAUUGACCAAUAACCUGCUGUUGAGAAAAGUUAUGUGUUAUGGCUUUUCAGCCAUAUCGUGGAUUGGGAGCCACAGUAUCUCAAUGUAAUAUAACAGAGGGUUUUCUUUAAUGGAAGCUUCUCUAAUGUCAAACAUGUGAAGUGUGGUGUACACAAAAUAAAAAAGAAUAAUUAAUGUGUUGGAAAUUCCAAAUAGUUUGCAUAGUCAACUUACACACAGCACUGACACACACACUUACCCCACCAGACAUGCCACCAGGGGUCUUUUCCCAGUCCCCAGGUCCAGAACAAAUUCAAGGAAGCAUACAGUAUUAUACAGAGCCAUUAUUGCAUUAGCGCAAGUGAACAGCAAACCUGGUUUCAAAAAAACUAAUAAAGCAACACCUCACGGCACAACGCCUCUCCCCAUGUGACCUACUUGUUGUGUGUAUGUACUGACAUGUAUGUGUAACUGAUAGAUGCUCACACACUACAUGUUCAAAUGGAUGUAUUUUUGUCUGUAAUGUCUUUUUUGUUAUGUGUCGGACCCCAGCAAGACUAGCUGUCGCCAUUGGUGUCGGCUAAUGGGGAUCCUGAUAAAUCUAAUCAAAAACCAAAUCACUAACAGACACACACAAACAGUACAUCCCCCAUAACACGUGGAAAACACACACUCAACCCCCCUCCCAAAACACACACUGAUCUCCCCCCCCCCUCCCUCUCCAGGUAAUGGGUGUGUGAUCCAUGGUAGCAGUGCGGAGCCGGAGAUGGGUCGUGUAGCUAACCGUGUUCUAGGUGAGCUGGUCCUGCCCUUCCAGGACAUCCAGAUAGAUGACAAUGAGUAUGCUGCUCUCAAGGCCAUCGUCUUCUUUGACCCUGGUAAGCACUUUAACGCCUCCGUACCAGGCAACCUUCCACACACACCACACACACUUUUACACACCACACACACUUUUACACACCACACACACUCAUACACACCACACCACACCCACACACAUCAUAACAACAACCACACACACCACACCACCUGUUAACACAACCACAACACUACACUUUUACACAACACACACCACACCACACACCACUCAUACCACCACCACACACAAACCACACAGACACACCCACAGCCACACUUUACACACCUACACACACCACACACACUCAUCCACACGCACACACCAGCUCAUACACAUCACAACACAACUUUGCCACCCCACCACACCCACACUACACUCUUACACACCACCACACACAACACUCAAUCACACCACCCACACAACCACACACCCCCAUAGGCACACCACACACACUUUACACACUUUACACCACACACACCAUACACCACACCACACCAUACCACACCACACCAAUCACACACCACACACACACCCCACACCCCACACACCACACAAUAGCUUUAUUUAUUCAAUCGAACAAAGUUAAUUUGAAUGGUUUUGUUAAUCAUUGACAUGUGACUGUUCUCUGUUCCCUUUGUUCCACCAGACACCAAUAGUCUUCACACAUUCAUAUCAUAUCAUUCACCCAUACAUUUUCUCCCUCUCCCUCCACCCCUUCAUCCGUUCAUCCCUCCUUCUCUCCAGAUGCCAAGUCUCUGCGUGAUCCGUCGAAGAUCAAGGCGAUGCGUCUGCAGGUCCAGAUGAGUCUAGAGGACUAUAUUAACGACCGUCAGUAUGACUCCAGAGGGAGGUUUGGAGAGCUGCUGCUACUGCUGCCUACUCUACAGUCCAUCACCUGGCAGAUGAUAGAACAACUGCAGUUUGUUAAACUCUAUGGCCUGGCCAAGAUCGACAACCUACUGCAGGAGAUGCUGCUGGGAGGUGGGUGUAUGAUAACAGAACAUUGAUAAUAUUGAUAAGCAAUAUAGAUGUUAUGACGCUACUUUGAGGUGAGUAGUAGUAGUGUACAUUAAAGGUGGACGAAAGCAAAUAUCUUCUCCUGUGUCCUCAUUGGCUGGUUUGUCUGCCUGUCUCCAGGUCUGGCUUCAGAGGCAACCCACCUGCACCACCCAGGUCACACCCAGUUAGCCCAGGACCCUUUGACUGGACACACACUGGUCAUCAGCACCAUGGGGGCACCCCCACUUCUCAAAAGGGAAGAAAAAAAAAAAAAAAACACAAAAAAAAAAAAAAAAAGGGGGAGAGUUUGGGCAUCAUGGCAACCCCCCAACCAUGAAGCUCAUUUUAUACGAAUCCCCUUUUCCAACUCCCCUUUCCAAACCCCCAACUCCACAAAAAAAAAAAAAAAACCCAAAAAAAAAAACCCCAAGAAAAAACCAACAAAGGGGAAAAAAAAAAACCCCAACACACAGCCAGAACAAAAAAGAAAAGAAAAGAAAACCCCCCAAAACAAAGCAACAAAAGAAAAAAAAAAAAAAAAGGGAAAAAAAAAGAAGGUAAAAAAAAAAAAAAACGAAAAAAGAACAAAAAAACAAAAGAAAUAUACCACAUCAAAAAAACAGAAAUAAAAAAAACAACCUUCUACAACCCCAAAAAAAAAUCCAACACCAAAAAAAAAACCACCCUCAACCCCCCCCAACCCCCCCCCCACCCCCCCCCCCCCCCCCCCCCCCCCCCCCUUCACUCCCAUCUUCUCUCUUCACAGCGUCUCCAGACACUCCUAUCCCGUCUCCUCCUCAGGGUCCAGAGAUGUACAAGUCCUCUUCUAGCCCCUCCCUCCUGGUGGCCCCGCCCCUCCCACACAGACGUACCCACGAUCCCUCCCUCUGAGUGUACAGCACCCGACCCGCGAAUAACAAAACAGACAAAACAUACUGUCAGCCAUGAAUGCAACCAAAACUACAGAAAGCCUGUUCGAUGGGCCAAAUACUAAUUUGAGAUCUACAUUCCAUGCGUAACUUGUAAACCAUGCAUUCAAAUCAAAUCAAAUGUAUUUAUCAAGCCAUUUUAACAUCAGCAGAUGUCACAAAGUGCUAUACAGAUACCUAGCCUAAAACCCCAAAAAGCAAGCAAUGCAGAUGUAGAAGCACGAUCAAUGGUAGUUUCAAAACUUGAGUUUGCCCUAUGUGUUUAAAGGUGUAAAAUAUUUGAUGUUUUCUCUCCAUUCAGUGCCAUAGGUUUUCACUCCAGUUCAGGAGUCUAGAAAUGGAGUAAUCUGUGUAAAUUGUAGCAUCUAUAAAUCAUUAGAAUAUUCCUAGUCUCUGACCCUCUGUUAUCAUGAUGUAAAUGGGAGUGUGUAUUUGAGCUUUCCAUAGGCUCAUCAUUGAAGAUGGAGCGAGAGAUUUGUAAAUCACCAUGUACAUUAUAUACAGUAUGUGUUACUCAAAGUGAUUAGGACUGUGUUUGGAACACAUGAUGUUCACGUGUUGCCACGUUGCUUGUAUAACUAUGUAUAACUAACCAUACAUUUAGUUCCUAAUCAACUCUGCAGUGGCUUUCAGUCUUUUGAGAUUACUGUCAUGAUAUGAAAUUAUAUGACAUUUUUCAAAUUUGGUGUUUAAAUUCAAUUGAAUAUGUCAAAUGAAUCUUAUUGGCCUUCGUUAGACUGUCGAAUAGUGUAUACAAAUUAGAAAAUGUAAGCUGUAUAUUGUCAUUGAAACAGAACACUAUUUUCAAUGAAUUGUAGCCUCUGCUUUUGUAGGCUUUUGCAUGAACAUGGACAUAGUUAUGAAUAAAUACACACCGUAACAGAACUAACCCAGCAACCACGGUGACCCACAGCAGAGAAAAAUAUGGGUACUGGUUCCCCCAUGUGGUUUAAAUAGAAAUAACAAUCCUGCAAUCACUAGAUGGCCAAGGUGUCAAUAAUUGUCAGAGCUGAUGAUAAAGUAUGUGAGGUGUUUGUUAUUAAUUAACUGAGUAUUUUAUAUGAUAAUAAUAUAUAAAUAAUAAUAUAGAUAGGUUCCAUAUUCCAUAUGCUCCGUGACCUUUCACCCGACGGCUCCUAUCACUGCUCUAUUGGUCUGGGAUAUGUGGUGUGUGUCCAUUUCUGUAUUGGUCUGGGAUAUGCUGUUUGUUGAUAUGAGUUGAGUGAAAGUUGAUACCAGCUGAUGCUCAUUUUGCCCUCUCACCUAAAAGAAAAUGAGAAAACACAAACAUAGUCUAGAAAUAAAUAAACCCUACUCGUACUGAAUGCUUUAGUGUGGUAUGUUUACACUCAGGCUUGGGUAAGUUACUUUCCAAAUGUAAUCCGUUACAGUUACCUGUCCAAAAUUGUAAUC
Messenger RNA from Coregonus sp. 'balchen', 11761 nucleotides. The record is from the annotation of a GenBank genome assembly. Lineage: Eukaryota; Metazoa; Chordata; Actinopteri; Salmoniformes; Salmonidae.